UGUCUUUAAGGAGACAUUUUGUUCAUGUUAUAUGAUGUAAGAAUCAACGUGGUGGCUCGGAUGGGUAACGCGAAAUAUUUGUUUCACCUUAGCUUAACAGGUGUUAGACGGAUAACAGCAGCCGGAAUUCUUGGAUUCUUCAGCAAAAGAGCUCUUUCAUCCCUCCCUGAGAGUCAUUCCAAGCCAGUGAACAUUGUUCACUCAGACAUGAAGGUUCACAUACUUCCUGCACUUUCUGAUAACUACAUGUAUCUUGUUGUUGAUGAGAAAACACAGGAAGCAGCCAUCAUAGAUCCAGUGGAACCUAAAAAGGUCGUUGAGGCUGUAAAAAAUCACGGAGUAAAGCUUACAACAGUGCUAACUACUCAUCAUCAUUGGGAUCAUGCAGGUGGUAAUGAAGAAUUAGCUCAACUAGUUAAGGGACUGACAGUGUGUGGAGGUGAUGACAGAAUUGGUGCACUAAACAAAAAAGUUGGACACAGAGACCAAAUGAAGGUUGGAAACCUUGAUGUACAGUGUCUUUUUACACCUUGUCAUACUAGUGGUCAUAUCUGCUAUGUGGUCAGUGGUCAGCCAAGUGCAGUAUUCACAGGUGACACACUUUUUGUAGCCGGAUGUGGAAAAUUCUUUGAAGGGCGUCCUCCAGAAAUGUACAAGGCCUUGAUUGACAUUCUUGGUAAACUACCACAUGAUACUCUUGUUUAUUGUGGACAUGAGUACACUGAAAACAAUCUUAAGUAUGCAGUUCAUGUGGAGCCACAAAACUCUGAAAUACACAAGCAAAUUGAAUUUGCUAAGAGCAAAAGAAAGGCAAAUGAACCAACAGUGCCAUCCACCAUCGGAGAUGAGUUCAAAUUUAAUCCAUUUAUGAGAGUCCAGGAGGAGAGCAUUAAGAAAUAUGCAGGGAAGUCAGACCCAGUUGAUGUGAUGGGAUUUCUUAGACGUGACAAGGACAUGUUCAAGGCUAAACACUGACUCAAAGUCUGAGUAUUGAAUAAUUAGGCAAAGUGCUGGUUAGAUAAUAACUCCAAACUACUUGACAAAACUUAAGCAAGUGGUUGUAAAUGGUCCUUCAGAAUAUUAACAGACAUCUGAAAGAAUUUUAGCCAAUUUUCACAGGUCUCACUUGUCACAAAUUACCAUUUGCCACCACUAGAAUAGUUGCAUUAAUCAGGCUGUUGAUUUUCUGCAAGAAAAUUGUAGAAAAUGAGUAUGCUGUAUAAAUGGAGAGAAUGAGAACUAAAGAAUAAAAAUGUGAUUAGUUGCUGUUAAAUGUUAGAGCGGUUUUCAAUUGACUGUCGUAAAACGAAAAACAAACCAAUUACAUACCAGUUAGACUACGCAGCCAAUCUCAAACCGUAGUAAAACCAAAACCCAAACCAAAGUAAUUUUCUAAUUACUUUCGACACUCAGAUGAAAACUGCCCUAUUGAUAAAUCAGAACUUCCUUUCACAAAAGUGAGUAGUGAGUUCAAAGAAUGUCACCCAAGAACAAGACAAGUUUGAGUUGAGUCUUUACCUUAAUCUUACAUUCCAGAGAUUAUGUUGUAAUAGGAACUGUUUCUAUGUAAUCUAGCUACUUGUAGGAACAAUUUUUAAUUUAAAAAAAAAUCUUUGGUGUGUAAUGUUCUUUCCAUUUUUAGCACUGGUUUGCCUUGUACAGCAUAUUUAGCUUGUGUUGAGGAAGCACCUUAAGAAAGCCGAGUGUUGGCAAUAAAUUUUUUUGUAUUGAACAUGGUCAGUCAAGUUCUCCAAGAAUAUUUGGUUCUUACAUGACCAUUUUGUGGCUGUCAUUUUAUGCCUGAAGAUAUUUCGCAGUAAAUGCCUCUCUUCACCCAA
Molecule: messenger RNA, 1838 nt
Organism: Orbicella faveolata
Lineage: Eukaryota; Metazoa; Cnidaria; Anthozoa; Scleractinia; Merulinidae
Product: hydroxyacylglutathione hydrolase, mitochondrial-like
Molecular function (GO): hydroxyacylglutathione hydrolase activity
Source: RefSeq, a predicted model, not a curated record